AUUUGUGAGGGGGAAAUCCGACACUGGAGUGAACCUCCUAUUCAUACACGAUCUCCGGAGGCCAUAGACUUUAUUUAGCGCCAAUCUGAUGGGAUAAAGUGCACACAGGACACGCCAAAAUACGGGGACAUAUUAUUCCGCGUAGAAAUCACCCGACGAGUGUUGGGAGAAGCCUGUAAAGUCAAAACGAAGAAUGAAGCAACUCUAGAAGUCAUUCCAGUCCUCAUCACUAUUAAGAGAUCAAGUCUGUGUGCGCCCUCUUCUGCAUAAAAGAGCCGGUCAGGUCUUGUUACAUGAGGCACUGAACACAAUUUGAAUGAAGCAUUUUUUUCAUGUGGCUCCAGUGCCGUCAAAACUUCCAGCUGCAGGGAAAAUGUUGAGAUGCUGAGUUAUUUGGCGAUCAUUAUAUUUGCAGCUAUGAUUACAUCUGGUCAAGUUAUAGCAAGAACUUUUUCUCAAGCUUUACCAAUCCAGGAAUUUCCAGGAUUUCCAAGACACUGUUGGAGCUGACAAUCUACAACAGCACAUUAAGUUAGUCUGGAGUAGUCAUUUACUCGACCAUUACCGCCCAAUUUAUUGCUCUAAAGCUGUACCAUGCCCACCAACCAAUCGUACCUUUGGGGUGGGGGCCAGCCUUUAUCCUCCUCUGGUGCUAAUUGUACCACCAACUCUGUUAGUACAAAUGCCAAGACUGUUGUAAAAGUGCCUUGUAGUCAAUCAUCUGUAGAUGAGACAAAGAGAAGAGAUUUAGACAAUCGCUCACCUUGUUUAAAUAGUUGUUUAGAUGCUUCUUUCAUGAGACACUUAAAGGCAUCUUCAGAACUGGGGUGUGGGGACAGAAGUAAACCUACUGCCAAGAGUCAAAUUACCAUUGAUCCAGGUGUACCUCCAGUCCUGCCACAGCUCAAUGGGAGCCCAACUAAAUCUUCUAAUCCUAAAAAGGAAAACCAAGUCACGGUUACUAUGCAGAAACACCGGAAACUUCCUGGAAACUGUUUACAAACCCGUGGAGAAGUGGAGACAAGUGGUGAUGCACCUUUGAAGCUCAGCCAUCUUUUAUCAGUUGAUCACCAGGAUCUUUUCGUAAGAGGAAAACAAACACUGCAAAAAAGUAUCGGACAUUUGGUUGGCUCUUUAACUUCAUUGCCUUCAGGACAACCUCUAUGCCUUAGCACCUUUAAGCCACAGGCAACUGCUGUGACGACUGACUGUUCCAUCAACAAAAUCCCCAAAGUCGAAGGGAAGUGCACAAAUAAAGUGUCUUCCAAACAGAGUAAAACUGCAGAUCUCACUAAUAAUAAUCCCCAAGAGAAGAGCCCAGCUGUGGUGAAUCUACGUUUUUGUGAGGGUGAUGGUCCUUUCACAGUCAGUCCUCUGGCAGAUUCAACAACUUCAAAUGACAACAUUGCAACUAAACCAGAACCCACUCAGAAAGACCAGACCCUAGCACUAGAUAUAAACUCUAGGGUUCUGGUAGGCUCUGUCACAAACCAGAUCUCAUCCAUUCAUCUAACUAAAGACAGUGAAGCUGCAUCCUCUUACCCAUCAUCUCUAACCCCUUCCUCUUCUUCAGAGGAGUGUGCUGUGGGAGGGCCAUUCCUCAAUGACCCUGAAAGUGACAUGCAAGUUGACGGGGCUGAAGAGGACCUACCUGAUGAACUGGAAAAUGCCUGCAGCGAUGAUGAUGGCUCAGAUUGCUCAUCGGUCAAUGGUGCCUCAUCUACAUCAUCUCUUGCGAUACUUUCAAGUGUUGAGGAGCCAAUGUUACUGGGGGCUGAAGAUGACCGCGAGGAGAAACCUGCUCUUGUUCCCAGUUUGUUCCCCUUUUUUCCACCAACUCUCUACUUCAGCACUGCUAAUGAGAAAGUGGAGCUGCUGCCCAUUGAACAGAGGAGGUUGCUGAAAUGGAAGAUGAGCACGGUCACACCAAAUAUUGUCAAAAAUACUAUAGCUAGAUCCCACUUCAAAGUCACAAAAAAAAGCCAUGACUGGUUGGGCUGUUGGGGUCACCACAUGAAGUCUGUCUGUUUUAAGACCCUAGGGGAACACCAGAAGCUGAAUCACUUCCCAGGGACUUUCCAAAUUGGCAGAAAAGAUCGACUGUGGAGGAAUUUGUCUAAAAUGGCAGUUCGCUUUGGAAAACAAGAAUUCAACUUCUUCCCUCGCACGUUUAUUCUUCCUCAGGACAUUAAACAGCUCAGAAAAGCCUGGGAGGAUGGUGGUACCAAGCAAAAAUGGAUCAUCAAACCACCUGCUUCUGCUCGAGGAAUGGGCAUUCAGGUCAUUCACAAGUGGAGUCAGAUGCCCCGGAAGAGACCUCUCCUAGUCCAAAAGUACCUACACAAGCCUUACCUCAUCAGUGGUAACAAAUUUGACCUUCGUAUCUACGCUUAUGUGACUUCCUAUGACCCGCUGAGGAUCUACAUCUUUUCUGAUGGGCUUGUUCGAUUUGCCAGCUGCAAGUAUUCUUCCUCCAUGAAGACACUGGGUAAUAAGUUCAUGCAUCUAACCAACUAUAGCGUGAACAAGAAAAACUCUGAAUAUCAGGCAAACAGUGAUGACAAAGCUUGUCAGGGUCACAAAUGGGCUUUGAAGGCUUUGUGGCAGUAUCUUGGUGCAAAAGGGAUCAACACCACACUGCUAUGGGAGAAGAUCAAAGACAUUGUGAUCAAAACUAUCAUAGCGUCGGAGCCCUAUGUGACCAGCCUGCUGAAGAUGCACCUCAAAACCCCAUACAGCUGUCAUGAGCUGUUUGGCUUUGACAUCAUGUUGGAUGAGAAACUCAAACCAUGGAUACUGGAAGUCAACAUAUCACCCAGUCUUCAUUCCAAUAGUGCACUGGACAUUGCCAUCAAGGGUCAAAUGAUCAGAGAUCUCCUCAACCUGGCAGGUUUUCAUAUUCCCCAAAAAGAAGUUAUGUCUACUGCAAACUGUAGUCCCUCCAGUUCCACUGGCAGUUUGUGUGGAGGUCACAGAGAGAGGAGCAAAACUGAUUUAUCUGCUGAUGAAAAGGUGAAACGGGCCUUUUACCUCACUCAACGAUUUGCUGACCAGGACUUUUUCUCCACAUUGCUGGAUGUGUUGACUCCAGAGGAUGUGCGUGUCUUGGCUGAGAGUGAGGACGAGCUGAUGCGCAGAGGAGACUUUGAGCGCAUCUUUCCUUCAGUGUCAUCAUCUCGAUACCUGCGUUUCUUUGAGUGUCCCAGAUACCUCAACAUUUUAUUAGACCAGUGGGAACAGAGGCACUGGAGCAACAGGACCAAAGGAAUAAAUUUGUUGAUGACUUUGUGUCAGAAAGGAGUGCAUCUCGGGACCAAUGACUGUGCUCACAUUUGGUCCAAGUGUAGUUACAUAUCAAGAAUUGAACCUCAGAAGCAAGAUUUUGGCAGUCCAUCCCGGGUGGUGGUCACACAUACUCAGCAUUCGUUUGAGGGAGAUGAAGGCUCAGAUGGUGAAAUAGCCUCUGUUUCCAGUGCUCCCUUCUCCCCAAGUCCUUGCUCCAGUGUGACGAGCAGCGCCUGUGUCAGCCCUCAGCCCAGCCUCUCCCACAGCUUGCUGCCACAACAGUUUGCCUCACUCUGAGAUUUGGUUUGACCAUAGUUUAGGAGCAAAUUGAAGCUUUCCUUCAAUACCCAAGCAACUUCAAAUGUUAGAACCAUAGCUACAAUUCCAAUGAGCACACAAGUUAUUCUUGCCACGUACCAGACAGGUGAUUUUAGACUAAAUGUAACAUAAGGAGUUAAUCUUGAACUACAAUAUUGUGGUGCUAAGAAAAACAUUCAUACUUGAGCUUCCAUUUACUAAAAUCUGGUGCUUAUAUACAGUCUUCCAGGCAUUUAUCCACCUACCAUAAACACUUUUAUAACAACACAACCAAACAAGGGUCACUAUUAUAAAGUUAACCUUCAUAUAAAAUUAUAUGACAUCCCUCAGCCAAUAUACAUUUCAUACAUUUCACUUGGACACCUAUGAAAUUACAAAACUAAAGUUGGAAUGCAUACACUGCCCUCUUGUGGCUCAAACUGUUCUAGAUUUUUGUGUGAAUUAGCUAGGUGAUUUGCAUUGCAACAGAUGCUGUAGUGGGUUGUAAGGAUUUCUGCAGUUAAGUGUCUGUUCAGUGGGUGCACAGGAAGUAUGAUUCAUUUAACAAUACAGAUGGAAAUACUUGAAUUUAUUUUUUUUUUUAGUUUAGGCACAAUGCUGAAAAGCUAUAGGACUACUGGCCUUUUCUGAAAUUGUUACUUGAAAAAACAUUUAAAUAUGUGAAAAUAAGUAUGCCUUCAUGACAUCUUUUACCACCAGAUUGUUUUUGCCAUAACUCUGAAGUUCCUAUAUUGUAUUUGAAUUGUGCAUUGGCGCAGCAGUUGUGAAUAUUGUUAUUGUUUACAGGCAAGAUUGUAAGCAGCUGGAUAACAGAUGCCAAAUGGAUAGCUGGUAGUUAUUAGACCUGUUGAUUGAUGUGUUACAUUAGGGUUAAAGGUAGAUGGCAUAAAGUGGGUACUCUAUUGCUAUGUUCAUGUUUGUCUGAAGAUGCUAAAGCUAUUGAAAAGUAUAGUAAAAGUCUGGCCUUAACAUUGGCAUGUGAGGCUGCCAUUACCCGGUUGUAAGUAUUAAUAAUAUUGUUAUAUUUUUACUAACUUUAUUGUGCAUUGUUAUCUUUAAAGCCUAUUCAAACUGAGGGUGUGCCUCCAAAAUAAAAGUUAUUUGUGAUACAAUCAAAAA
This is a messenger RNA of Boleophthalmus pectinirostris (great blue-spotted mudskipper), 4722 nucleotides long. RefSeq names its product tubulin tyrosine ligase-like family, member 4 (gene ttll4). The coding region runs from base 595 to 3582 and encodes 995 amino acids. Gene Ontology annotation, molecular function: tubulin binding; tubulin-glutamic acid ligase activity. The transcript has 21 exons. Lineage: Eukaryota; Metazoa; Chordata; Actinopteri; Gobiiformes; Gobiidae. The record is from RefSeq and is a predicted model, not a curated record. Gene Ontology annotation, biological process: microtubule cytoskeleton organization; protein polyglutamylation. Gene Ontology annotation, cellular component: cilium.